Molecule: messenger RNA, 2247 nt
Organism: Toxotes jaculatrix (banded archerfish)
Lineage: Eukaryota; Metazoa; Chordata; Actinopteri; Toxotidae
Product: gamma-aminobutyric acid receptor subunit rho-3
Exons: 10
Coding region: 276-1691 (471 amino acids)
Biological process (GO): chemical synaptic transmission; signal transduction; nervous system process
Cellular component (GO): neuron projection; membrane; synapse
Molecular function (GO): extracellular ligand-gated monoatomic ion channel activity; neurotransmitter receptor activity; GABA-A receptor activity
Source: RefSeq, a predicted model, not a curated record
CCAGCUGCUGCACGUAAACAUACAUGUGUGUGCAUGGGAGAGAGGCUGUCCCCGGGACGUGUUUGCCGUGUCUGGACGUCCUGGAGCUCUCCUGCUGAGGAAACUUCCAGCUGCUGUGGGAUGUCAGACCAAAACCACCGGAGUUAGUCAGCAGGACGGGUCAGUCUGGACGGUUUGACUGCAGAGACCUGGAGGUGGAGGUGGAGCUGGGGAGGGGGGUCCGUGUGGCCGGGAUGCUGCCGUGGUGUCUGCUGUGGCGGGGAGACCUGUGAAACAUGAAGGUGGAGGCGCUGACUUUCCUGGCCCUGGCUGUGUCCGUGGUCAGCCUCGUUGCCACGGUGACCGGCGGGCGCUCAGGACGCAGGAGGCACAAAGAGGUCUUCCUCGGGGAGAACAGCAAGUUCAAGUUUGGAGGACGUAUUGACUACAAACUGAAGAGGCAGGACAGCACCAAAACGCUGCUAAUAAAAAGUGAACAGCUGCUGAGGAUCGAGGAGCACGACUUCGCCAUGAGACCAGGCUUCGGGGGUGCAGCCAUCCCCGUCGGCAUCGAUGUGCAGGUGGAGAGCAUCGACAGCAUCUCAGAGGUCAACAUGGACUUCACCAUGACUCUCUACCUGCGUCACUACUGGAAAGACGAGCGGCUGGCGUUUCCGUCUCGGAACAACCAGAGCAGGACGUUUGACUCCCGACUGGUGAAGAAGAUCUGGGUUCCCGACGUCUUCUUCGUCCACUCCAAACGCUCCUUCAUCCAUGACACCACCAUGGAGAACAUCAUGCUGCGGGUUUACCCCGACGGAAACAUCCUCUACAGCGUCAGGGUCACUGUUACUGCUCUCUGCUCAAUGGACUUCAGCAGCUUCCCUCUGGAUACGCAGAACUGCUCACUGGAGCUGGAGAGCUAUGCGUACAAUGAGAACGACCUGAUGCUUUACUGGAAGAAUGGGAACGACUCUCUGAGGACGGAUGAAAUCGUCUUGUCUCAGUUCUUCAUUGAGCAUUUCCAGGCCUCCAGUGGCCUGGCUUUCUACAGCAGCACCGGUUGGUACAAUCGACUGUUCAUUAAUUUCAUCCUUCGGAGGCACAUCUUCUUCUUCAUGCUGCAGACGUACUUCCCCACUAUGCUGAUGGUGGUUCUGUCCUGGGUCUCCUUCUGGAUUGACAGGAGGGCUGUGCCUGCACGGGUCUCACUGGGUAUAACCACAGUUCUCACAAUGUCCACCAUCAUCACAGGCGUGUCCUCCUCCAUGCCUCAGGUGUCAUAUGUGAAAGCAGUGGACAUCUACCUGUGGACCAGCUUCCUGUUUGUCUUCCUGUCUGUUAUCGAAUAUGCAGCGGUGAACUACUGCACCACUCUGGAGGAGAUGAGGAAGAUGAAGAGGGGGAAGAUCCCGUCCACUUUCAACGCCAGCCAGGCGAUGGCCUUUGAUGGCUGUUUCCACGAUAAUGAGAUUGAGCUGACCUCGUUUCCCCGGAUGGCACCGACCCUGACCUCUGACCCCCUCACCACUCCAACCCAAAAUCCAGACAUUCGCCCCACGGAGGGAACGCGCCUCCGCCGGCAGCGAUCAGUGCGAGAAAACGUGGACCUGCUAGUCAGCAACAGCUAUAUGAUCGACUCGUACUCCCGCCUGGCCUUCCCUCUGUCCUACCUGCUCUUCAACACCAUCUACUGGAGCCUGUACUCCUGAUCCAGCACUUCAAACUCUCCCUGAACUCUGCUGCACUUAACUGAGUCCAAGUGUUGAGUCAGAGAGCAGGUUGGAGGAUUCCUCCUCUCCACGGGGCUCCACAGGCACUUCACUUCACUGAUCACAGGGGCCCCUGUUCACUCAUUCAGCUCCUGCUUCAUCACAGAUCACGUUCUUUGCAAAAGAGAUUGAGAUAAAAGCACUCGAGUCCCUCAGCCUGAGUAGGAACUCUCUAAUUAUGCAGUUUCACCCUGCUGUUUGUCUCAUGGGAGUGGGAUGAAUCCUGAGAGUGAGGUAAUGAAUCCUGAUUUUUUUUUUUAGAAUAAUCUGUACAUGUGGCUGUUUCUUUUUAGUAUACUAUUAAUACUCGAAAAGCUUAUUUCUGAUGGAUAUUAGACUUGUGUUGAAUUCCUUGGCUGCAGGGAAAUACUCAAAAAUCUAAUUUAUGUGAAAAUGUUCUUUUUUUUGAAAAACAUUCUUUUCCUUUUGAUGAAUGGAGCAAACAAACAUCUGUACGUGUAAUUUAAUUUAUUUCUCAAUAAAUUUUUAUCUUGUU